Megalops cyprinoides (Indo-Pacific tarpon) is the source of this 1485-nucleotide messenger RNA. RefSeq names its product ileal sodium/bile acid cotransporter-like. Gene Ontology annotation, molecular function: bile acid:sodium symporter activity. The record is from RefSeq and is a predicted model, not a curated record. NCBI's taxonomy places the organism in Eukaryota, Metazoa, Chordata, Actinopteri, Elopiformes, Megalopidae. Gene Ontology annotation, cellular component: membrane. The coding region runs from base 1 to 1485 and encodes 494 amino acids. Gene Ontology annotation, biological process: bile acid and bile salt transport. The transcript has 10 exons.
AUGCCGAACUGCAGCUACAGCUACGAGGGGGGCUGCGCGGGGAACGGGACGGCCCCCGGGGUCGCCCUGGGGCCGGCGGAGCCCGUCCACCAGGCGCUGGGCGUGGUGCUCAACGCCCUGCUGGCGGUGGUGGUCUUCUCGCUGGGCUGCAGCGUGCAGGGCGCCAGGGUCUGGCUCCACCUGCGCCGGCCCUGGGGCGUGGCCGCGGGGCUUCUGUGCCAGUUCGGGGUCAUGCCCCUCACGGCGCACCUGCUGGCGCUGGGCUUGGCCGUGCGGCCCGUGCAGGCGGUUGCCAUCCUCAUCAUGGGCUCCUGCCCCGGGGGGGUCAUCUCCAACAUCAUCACCUACUGGCUGGACGGAGACAUGGACCUCAGCAUCACCAUGACGGCCUGCUCGACGGUGCUCGGCCUGGGCAUGAUGCCACUUUGUCUCUACAUCUACUCCUACUCCUGGGUGCAGGCGGGCAGCAUCAAGAUCCCCUACGAAAACAUAGGUGUUACCCUUGUCACCUUGGUCGUCCCGGUUGCCUGUGGCGUCUUUGUGAACCACAAAUGGCCGAAAGCAGCAAAAAUGAUCUUGAAGGUGGGUUCUGUGUUUGGUGCCAGCCUUAUCCUGGUGAUAGCCAUCGCCAAUGCUGUCCUUUACAAAGGCUCCUGGAAUGUGGACGCCUCCUUCCUGAUCAUUGGUUUUAUCUUCCCCUUGAUUGGCUACAGUUUUGGGUUCAUCAUUUCCAUUAUCAUGAGACAGCCAUGGCCCAGGUGCAGGACAAUUGCCUUGGAGACGGGGACCCAAAAUGUGCAGAUCGCCUCUACUGUGCUGCAGGUCUCUUUCCCUCCAGAGCAGCUUGCGCAAAUGUUCACCUUCCCGCUGAUCUACGCCUCCUCCCAGCUGCUCAAUGGCCUCCUGCUGGUCGCAGCUAGGCUGCAGGAUAGAGGCCAGGUGGUGGAGGACCUAAAAACUACAGCGCUUAAUGCCUCGCACCCUGGAGAACCAGCCAACUGGCCGCUGAUCAAGGGCUUCGUCUCCCUGGGGCUGUGCAUCGUUGGUUUUGGAAGCGCCUUCGUCCCCAUCAAGAAAGCAGACACAGGAGAUGGCAUGUUCUUCCAGUGGGUGUUCUGCGGGACCCUGUGGCUGGGCUCCUUCCUGGUUCAUGCCCUCCUGGGCUGCCCACGCUUCUGGCUCCUCAGCUCGGCGGGGGGCGUUCUGUGGUGCAUAGGGAAUCUCGCCACUGUCCCCAUCCUGAAAACUGUGGGGCUCGGAAUGGGAUACCUCAUCUGGUCGACGUUCACUCUUCUGAUGGGCUGGGCCACUGCGAGUGCUGUGUUUCUGAUGCUGAUCAAGACGGAGGCGGAGACGGAGAUGGGGGCAGAGCAGGAUGAGAGGGAGGAGCGAGAACCCCUUCUGCAGAAGGAGAUGCAGGGCACCCACUGUAACCAGGCUACGCCAAUGGAAGCAGAUGGGAGAUUGGAACCUUUAGAAGGAUGA